CAUUAGAUUUUUUUAAAAAAGAGCUAGAAUAAAACUCAAAGAGAUCAUCAAUUUCUGUUUAAUUUUAGUAUAUAAAACUAUAAGCUUUAGAAUAUUUAGAUUUAUUAGUGGAUCAUCUAUAAUAGUAUAGACAUUAUUUUUAAAUUUUUAUCAAAAUCUCUAAAAAUGUAGUGAUAGGUGAUGAAGGAUAUAAAAAAUUAGCAUAAAGUUUGAAAAUAUUAGUAAAUGCUUCAAUAUUACAUUUACAGAUAGAUGAAUCUUGUCAUGUUGAAUAUUCAGAAAUGUUACACUUGACAGAAGCAAUUGCAAAUUUAAAAAAAUUAUCUGAUCUAAGCAUUAUGAUAGAAGGAUAUAAUUAUAUUCAAAAUGAAGGAUUGUAAUAUUUGGGAGCUAUUUUUGAAGAACUUCCUAAUCUUAGUAAGCUUUAGAUUUUAAUAGGGCAAUAAAAUAGAUACGAUGAGAAAGGAUUUAUAUUUUUUUGCGAGAAAUUAAAAUCUAUCAAACAAUUGGAAAAAUUUUAAUUAGAUAUUGAUGGGAAAAAAAUUAAAGAAAAUGGAUUAAUAGUUUUUGCAAAAGCAUUAGAACACUUUUAAAACUUAAAAGUAUUACAUUUAAAUAUGUUAUUAGGACAGUUAUAAAUCGAUGGAGCUAUAAAAUUAGCAACAGCUUUGGGAUCUUUAAUUAAUUUAAAAGAAUUAAACUUUUUUAUCUCUUAUUAAAGCAGUUUUAGUUCAUAAGUUUAAAUAGAGUUCAGCAAAAAUUUGAAAAAUCUUAAGAAACUUGAAAGUUUAUAGAUAGAAGGUUUGUACUAUCUUAAUGAUGAAUAAGCGAUAAUUAGCUUUGCUGAUGUAUUUAACUAAAUGUCUUAACUUAAAUAAUUAAAUUUGAAAAUAAAUUCUUAGAAAAUCCAUGGUAAAUAUGCAGCUUCAUGUUUAGGUAAUAGCCUUAAAAAUUUAGUAAAUUUAUUUGACUUUAAAUUAACAGUUGAUAGUAAUUGUAAUAUUGGAACAAUUGGUUUGUCUGCUUUAGCUUAAGGUAUAAAAAAUAUGAAGCGUUUGAUAAAAUUGCAGAUUUUUAUAAACGAAAAUAAUUAAGUAGGGCAUGAAGGGGCUGCAAGUCUAGGUUAAGCUUUAGGAGAACUUUAAUAAUUAUAAUACCUUGAUUUAACUUUAUGCAAAUACAAUUAAAUAGAUUAAAAAGGAGCUUAAGCUAUUGCAGAGGGCGUAUAGCAAUUAACGAACCUAAUUUCAUUAGUAAUAGAUAUUAAUAAUUAAAGUUUUAUUUAGUAAAUUGGAAUACUUUCUUUAGGAUAAUCUUUACAAUCGUUGAAUAAAUUAUAAUUUUUAAAAUUUAGUUUAGUUGAAAGCCUAUCAAAUUAUGGAGUUCAAGGCUUGACUUUAGGUUUCUAGAGUUUAAGUAAGUUAAAGCAGCUUUAUUUGUAUUUUUUUUAAAUUGUGAAUAUUUCUUAAGAAAAUCAAAAGAAGUUUUUUGAAAGUUUUAAAUACUUAACUAAUCUUGAAAAUUUCAACUUUCGUUGUGGUUUAUAAAGUAAUGAAAAUGAUAAAAUAAAUGUAUCAGAUUUAUCUAAAGCCUUAGCUUAAUUAAAAAAUUUAACUGCUUUGAGUCUUAAAAUAAAUUUUUAGAAUAAUUAAAAUUAUAAUGAGUUCGGUAGAGCUCUUAGUUCUCUUACAAAAUUAACAAAUUUGAAUUUAGAUGUAAAUGUAUAUGAGCAGGGACCAAAAUAUUUUGAAGCAGUUACUGAAGGAAUUUAAAAUCUUAUUUAAAUUUAAGAUUUAAAUCUUAAUUUUCAUGGAUAAUAAAUGAAUGAGGAUUUUUCAAAAAAAUGUGAAGAAAUGUUUAAAAAUUUAGUUAAUUUAAAGAGGUUAUAUUUUUACAUUUAAAUUUCAUUAGAUGAAAAAUAUACCAUUAAGGAAAUAGGAAAUAUCUUUUAAUAUUUAAAAAAAUUGGAGAGACUUACUUUAAAUAUGAGUUUGAAAUACACAAAUAAAAAAUUAGAUGCCUCAGAAAUUAUUUUUUUUGGAAAUGGUUUAAGUCAUUUAGUAAAUUUAUAGGACCUCUCAUUGAUUUUUAUGCUACCAUAUAUUAAUAAUCUAAAUUUUGAUAAUAUAGUUUAAGGGAUCAAAUAGCUUAAAAAACUUGAAAAAAUAUUUGGUAUUAUCAAUAUCGAUAAUGAAUAUUCUGUAAGUAUUUUAGAUUUUGUGGAGUAUUGUGAAAACAUUUAAAGUUUUAAUUUAUAAAUUGAACCUUCUUUUAAAUUAAAUGAUGAGAAUAAUAAUAUUUUUUUGGAAGAAUUGGAUUAGGCAGAAAAUUAAGUAGGAAAGCAAUUAUCUGAAUAUAAUAGAGAGGAUUAAUACCUAAGUUUAUCAUAAAUAAGUGCUUGUAUAAUAAUGGAUUUGGAACUCAAUCUGCUAAAUGUUUAGGAAACUCAUUAAAAAGUUUAAUUCAUUUGGAAUACUUAGACUUGUAAAUAGGCAAUUUUAACUAAAUUAACGAAGAAGGAGCUCAUGGUUUGGCAUAAGGUAUAAAAUCGCUUUUUAAUUUGACUUAUUUUGUAUUAUCUCUUGACGAAUGCAAUAUUUAAAGAUAAGGAGCCAUAGAAAUCGGUAAUUGCUUGCAACAUUUAGUUAAUUUAAAUAUUCUUCAUCUUGAAAUUGGAUAGGAUUCAAUAGAAAGUGAAGGGGCUGUUUCUAUUGGAAGAGCAUUCUAACAUCUUUCAAAUUUAAAAUAAUUAAAAAUUAAGAUAGGAAACGAAAACAAAAUAAAAUAAGAAGGAGCUUGCGCUUUAGGUGAAGGAAUACAAAACUUGAACUUGGAUAUGCUAGAUUUAUCGUUUGAUGACUUUAAUUUUGCACAUUCAAUUGGGGUUUCCAGUGCGUGCAAAGCAAUAAGUAUGAUGCAAGAUUUAUAAUAGCUGAAUUUGAAUAUUGGUAAUAAUAACUAGAUAAAAUCUUACAGCAUUCAAGAAAUAUCAUAGGCCAUUAAAUGCUUAAAAAACUUAGAAUAAUUUUAAAUAAAGAUUAAUUUAAGCGAGAUCACUGAGAAUUUUCCUUUUGAAUCUGUAGAUCUAAUUAGACUUUUAAAUUCUUAAAGCAUAAAUUUUAUCUUCAGUAAAGAGAAAAAUUAAAUUAAAAAUGAAAUUAUACCUAAUCCAAAUAAAAAUAUUGAUUGUAGAAGUAAAAUUAUUAUUUUGACUGACAUUAAUUUAGAUGAAAAAGAAAUGUUUUAGAAUAUAUUUUUACCUAUUUAGUCUAUCAACUUAAUACCUUAAAUUAAAGAAAUUGAAAUAAAAUUACCAUCAUAUUUUAAUAUUACUCAGAAUGGAAGCUCAAAAUUAUCAGAUUAAAUAUAUAAUUUGUAAUUUAUUGAGGAUUUAAAAAUUAACUUUGAAUAUCAAUCAAUAGGAUCUGGAGUUAUUAAUAUUGCAAGCAGUAUUUCUAAAUUAUCAAAUUUAAAGUAUUUGUCUUUAAUUUUAGGUUAAAAUAAUAUAACAAGUUUUUAAAUCUAAGAAAUCGGAAAUUAUUUAAGCUAACUAAAUAAUCUAGAGACAUUUUAACUUUUGAUAGCAAAAUAAAAUAAUUUGGUUUUUGGUGAUUUACUAGCUUUUAUAAACAAAUUUUAUGUUUUAUAGAAGCUAAAGUUAGUAAAAAUUUAGCAAGGUAUUAGCGAAUAUAAAGAAACCAGAAAAAACUUGCUCAGAUAACUAGCUAGAAAGAUUAAAAGAUUAGUUCUAUUUUAGGUGAUAAAUGGUAAAUAUAUUUAAUAUUGAUUUGAAGCAAAUAUUUUGGCCCUUACUUGAAUCGAUAGUUCUAAUUUUUAUCAUAUUUUAAAGAUUUGUUUAAAUCUUUAAACUUUGAGUUUGCUUUAUAAAACCAAAUUAGUUUUAUGAUUAAAUUUUUUAUUUUAAAUAAGUAUCUAUUGAAAAUAAGAAAAUAAAUCUGUUUAUCAAAAAGUAUAAAAUAUUUUAUGUGCAGUUUAUUAAUAAUUUAAGCAUCUUAAUAAAAAAUUAUUAUUUCAUAAUUAA
Molecule: messenger RNA, 4042 nt
Organism: Tetrahymena thermophila SB210
Lineage: Eukaryota; Ciliophora; Oligohymenophorea; Hymenostomatida; Tetrahymenidae
Exons: 2
Biological process (GO): activation of GTPase activity; nucleocytoplasmic transport
Cellular component (GO): nucleus; cytosol; perinuclear region of cytoplasm
Molecular function (GO): small GTPase binding; GTPase activator activity
Source: RefSeq, a predicted model, not a curated record